AUGGAGAUAAAUGGAGAAAAUCAGGCAAGCUUACAUGUUGGAAGGAAGCUAAAAAAGAAAAAGAAAAUCAGGCUAGCAAAUAAAGAAUGAUUUUCCUUGCUGCUGCUUAACUUGGAGGAGUACUACUUUGAACAGCAUAGAGCCAAUCACAUUUUGCACAAGGGCAGUCACCAUGAAAGGAAAAUCAGAGGCUCCUUAAAAAUAUGUUCAAAAUCAGCGAUUUUUGAACCAGAUGCAAUAUCCCAGCCCAUCAUCAAGAUUCCUUUGAGAGACUGUAUAAAAAUAGGAAAGCAUGGAGAAAAUGGAGCCAAUAGACACUUCACAAAGGCAAAAUCUGGGAGUAUUUCACUCAUUUUCAGUCAGGUAUAUUUCAUUAAAGAACAUAAUGUUGUUGCACCAUAUAAAAUAGAAAGGGGCAAAAUGGAAUAUGUUUUUGAAUUGGAUGUUCCCGGGAAAGUGGAAGAUGUUGUGGAGACGUUGCUUCAGCUUCACAGAGCAUCCUGCCUUGACAAAUUGGGUGACCAAACCGCCAUGAUAACAGCUAUUUUGCAGUCUCGUUUGGCUAGAACAUCAUUUGACAAAAACAGGUUCCAAAACAUUUCUGAAAAGCUGCACAUGGAAUGCAAAGCAGAAAUGGUGACGCCUCUGGUGACUAAUCCUGGACACGUGUGCAUCACGGACACAAACCUCUAUUUUCAGCCUCUCAACGGCUACCCGAAACCUGUGGUCCAAAUAACACUCCAAGAUGUCCGGCGCAUCUACAAAAGGAGGCACGGCCUCAUGCCUCUGGGCUUGGAAGUAUUUUGCACAGAAGACGAUCUGUGUUCCGACAUCUACCUAAAGUUCUAUGAACCUCAAGAUAGAGAUGAUCUCUAUUUUUACAUUGCCACAUACCUAGAGCACCAUGUGGCGGAGCACACUGCUGAGAGCUACAUGCUGCAGUGGCAGCGUGGACACCUUUCCAACUAUCAGUACCUCCUUCACCUCAACAACCUGGCCGACCGCAGCUGCAACGACCUCUCCCAGUACCCUGUGUUUCCAUGGAUAAUACACGAUUAUUCCAGCUCAGAACUAGAUUUGUCAAAUCCAGGAACCUUCCGGGAUCUUAGUAAGCCAGUGGGGGCCCUAAAUAAGGAACGGCUGGAGAGGCUACUGACACGCUACCAGGAAAUGCCUGAACCAAAGUUCAUGUAUGGGAGUCACUACUCUUCCCCGGGUUAUGUACUUUUUUAUCUUGUUAGGAUUGCACCAGAGUAUAUGCUGUGCCUACAGAAUGGAAGGUUUGAUAACGCAGAUAGAAUGUUCAACAGUAUUGCAGAAACUUGGAAAAACUGUCUGGAUGGUGCAACGGAUUUUAAAGAGUUAAUUCCAGAAUUCUAUGGUGAUGAUGUGAGCUUUCUAGUCAAUAGCCUGAAGUUGGAUUUGGGAAAGAGACAAGGAGGACAGAUGGUUGACGAUGUGGAGCUUCCCCCUUGGGCCUCCAGUCCCGAGGACUUUCUCCAGAAGAGCAAAGAUGCAUUGGAAAGCAAUUAUGUGUCUGAACACCUUCACGAGUGGAUUGAUCUAAUAUUUGGCUACAAACAAAAAGGGAGUGGUGCAGUUGGGGCCCAUAAUGUAUUUCAUCCCCUGACCUAUGAAGGAGGUGUAGACUUGAACAGCAUCCAGGAUCCUGAUGAGAAGGUAGCCAUGCUUACGCAAAUCUUGGAAUUUGGGCAAACACCAAAACAACUAUUUGUGACACCACAUCCUCGAAGGAUCACCCCAAAGUUUAAAAGUUUGUCCCAGACCUCCAGUUAUAAUGCUUCUAUGGCAGAUUCCCCAGGUGAAGAGUCUUUUGAAGACCUGACCGAAGAAAGCAAAACGCUGGCCUGGAAUAACAUCACCAAACUGCAGUUACACGAGCACUAUAAAAUCCACAAAGAAGCAGUUACUGGAAUCACAGUCUCUCGCAAUGGAUCUUCAGUGUUCACAACAUCCCAAGAUUCCACUUUGAAGAUGUUUUCUAAAGAAUCGAAAAUGCUGCAAAGAAGCAUAUCAUUUUCAAAUAUGGCUUUAUCGUCUUGUUUACUUUUACCAGGAGAUGCCACUGUCAUAACUUCUUCAUGGGAUAAUAAUGUCUAUUUUUAUUCCAUAGCGUUUGGAAGACGCCAGGACACAUUAAUGGGACAUGAUGAUGCUGUUAGUAAGAUCUGUUGGCAUGACAACAGGCUAUAUUCUGCAUCGUGGGACUCUACAGUGAAGGUGUGGUCUGGUGUUCCUGCGGAGAUGCCAGGCACCAAAAGACACCACUUUGACUUGUUGGCUGAGCUGGAACAUGAUGUCAGUGUAGAUACAAUCAGUUUAAAUCCUGCAAGCACACUGUUAGUUUCCGGCACCAAAGAAGGCACAGUGAAUAUUUGGGACCUCACAACGGCCACCUUAAUGCACCAGAUUCCAUGCCAUUCAGGGAUUGUAUGUGACACUGCUUUUAGCCCAGAUAGCCGCCACGUCCUCAGCACAGGAGCAGAUGGCUGUCUUAAUGUCAUUGAUGUGCAGACAGGAAUGCUCAUCUCCUCCAUGACAUCAGAUGAGCCCCAGAGGUGUUUUGUCUGGGAUGGAAAUUCCGUUUUAUCUGGAAGUCAGUCUGGUGAACUGCUUGUUUGGGACCUUCUUGGAGCAAAAAUCAGUGAGAGAAUACAGGGCCACACAGGUGCUGUGACAUGUAUAUGGAUGAAUGAACAGUGUAGCAGUAUCAUCACAGGCGGGGAAGACAGACAAAUUAUUUUCUGGAAAUUGCAGUAUUAAGUGCCUUUUCCUCUCCUGAAUAUUAAGUUGAACUCUAUUUAAUGCAUUUGUAAACCAAACUUUUAAACGGACUGGUGAAUGUGCAAUGCUAGUAAUUAGAAGUUUUACCACAUGGAAAAUUUGUGGUUUUAAACUUUCUAAAUCAUGGUGACUUUGUUGAAAGCCAUUAGUUGCCAUUCUCUUAAGGCAGAUAAAAUGUGGCAGUGCUAGGGAAAACAUGUUACAUUGUAAGGCAGAUGAUCAUCCCUGUAUGAUGAUUGUCAGAAGACAGGACUGGGUAGCAGAGAACAGCUAAGAGAUAAAUUGGGCUAGGGAAACUUGUCAGAAAGCACUGAACAAUUAAGAAUUUUCCAAGAAAAUGUGCAGUAUUCUCUGCUACUUCUGAAUCUGUUUUGUCUUCCUAAUCUAUCACAAUUGCUACCCAUCGGGUUUUGGGUGUAUGUUUUCAUAGAGUGGUUACUUUCUAUAAUGCUGUACCCAGAUUCUAAGAACCUGGAGGAUUAGCAGUUCUUAUAACAGUAAGUUUACUGUGUAUAGGAACGGUUUGUAUUUCAUUAUAGCUAUUCAUCUUUUCUACAUUAAAAAUAUUUUUCUCUAAA
This is a messenger RNA of Mandrillus leucophaeus (drill), 3383 nucleotides long. RefSeq names its product neutral sphingomyelinase (N-SMase) activation associated factor (gene NSMAF). The record is from RefSeq and is a predicted model, not a curated record. The annotation marks the transcript as partial. The transcript has 31 exons. Gene Ontology annotation, molecular function: protein binding. NCBI's taxonomy places the organism in Eukaryota, Metazoa, Chordata, Mammalia, Primates, Cercopithecidae.